Molecule: messenger RNA, 642 nt
Organism: Dovyalis caffra
Lineage: Eukaryota; Viridiplantae; Streptophyta; Magnoliopsida; Malpighiales; Salicaceae
Source: the annotation of a GenBank genome assembly
AUGGCCACGGCCGGCGAGAUUUUAAGGCGAAGCUUGACGGAGGAAAUUGGAUUUUCUAAAGAGUCUGUUUCUGGUUCAGAGGAGUUGCAUGUUCUCGCAGUAGAUGAUAGUUUUGUUGACAGGAAGGUUAUAGAGAGGUUGCUUAAGAUAUCAUCUUGCAGAGUGACUGUUGUAGAGAGUGGGACGAGAGCUUUGCAGUAUCUUGGAUUGGAUGGAGAGAAGAGCUCUGUUGGUUUCAAUGAUUUGAAAAUCAAUCUCAUAAUGACGGAUUACUCCAUGCCGGGGAUGACAGGAUAUGAGCUACUUAAAAAGAUUAAGGAAUCAUCAACUUUCAGAGAGAUACCUGUAGUGAUCAUGUCGUCUGAGAACAUCUUAACUCGUAUUGAUAGGUGCUUGGAAGAAGGGGCAGAAGAAUACAUACUUAAGCCAGUGAAAUUGUCAGAUGUGAAACGAAUUAAAGAUGUUAUAAUGGGAGGGGAAGUAGAGGAAAAGAACAGAGGUGUUAGGAAGAGAGGAAGGGAAGAUAGUAUCUACUCAUUAUUAUCACCAUCGCUUGUACAAUCAUCCUCAUCCCCUGCUUUUGAUUUUUUGACGUCCGAACUUCAGUCUUCAAAAAGGCCUAAAUUGCAAACCAGAGACUAA